Zea mays is the source of this 772-nucleotide messenger RNA. RefSeq names its product histone H4 variant TH091. Gene Ontology annotation, molecular function: protein heterodimerization activity; structural constituent of chromatin; DNA binding. The transcript has 3 exons. Bases 1 to 381 code for a protein of 126 amino acids. NCBI's taxonomy places the organism in Eukaryota, Viridiplantae, Streptophyta, Magnoliopsida, Poales, Poaceae. The record is from RefSeq and is a predicted model, not a curated record.
AUGUCGGGGCGCGACAAGGGCGGGAAGGGCCUGGGCAAGGGCGGCGCGCUGCGCCACCGGAAGGUGCUCCGCGAUAACAUCCCGGGGAUCACGAAUCUGACGAUCCGGCGGCUGGCGCGCAGGGGCGGCGUGAAGCGCAUCUCCGGGCUCAUCUACGAGGAGACCCGCGGCGUCCUCAAGAUCUUCCUGGAGCAAUGCUGCUGGUUUAGGGGUUCUUCGCGCGCGCAUCCGGUCAGGCCUCCAAGGUCGGUGGCCAUGGCUCAGUGUCGCCAUCACCUCCUCCUCAUGGUUAUUGCUGCUCCGUUCAACACAGCACAUGUCCAAGGAGUUGGGGCAGGAAGAAUUUGGCAUAUACAACCUGGGCAGUCCAAGCACAAAUAGCCCUUCAUUGCCUUCAUUGGGUUCAUCUAAUAUAGUAGCAAUGACAUCUUGUGGACGUGAAAAUGGGAGUAUGCAUGGUUUGCAUUCUGGACUUCUCACAUCAAUGAGCCCGUUCAGAGAGGCUUCAUUUCUGGGUCUAUCAUCUACCCUACCACAGAGCCUGUCCUCGCCCAUUGGAAUUGCUUCUGCUGCAACUCAUAGUAAGUAGGCUCCCCUUGGUGAGCUCAGCCACUCUCUUAGUCGGAUGAAUAGGCAUGUGAAUUAUGGUUUUCAAGGCUUGGGUGCUAUUCAUCCCCAUUCUCUUCCUGAUGUUCACAAUGGAGCAAAUAAUGGCACCCCUUACAAUCUGAACACCAUCACACCUGUUGGUGUCAAUAAGAACUCAAGAACA